Molecule: messenger RNA, 2768 nt
Organism: Vitis vinifera (wine grape)
Lineage: Eukaryota; Viridiplantae; Streptophyta; Magnoliopsida; Vitales; Vitaceae
Exons: 3
Coding region: 410-844 (144 amino acids)
Biological process (GO): snoRNA localization; maturation of LSU-rRNA from tricistronic rRNA transcript (SSU-rRNA, 5.8S rRNA, LSU-rRNA); box C/D snoRNP assembly
Cellular component (GO): pre-snoRNP complex; nucleus
Source: RefSeq, a predicted model, not a curated record
ACAUUCGACGGUCAUUUCUUCUGAAAACACUGCUUAAUGCCCUCAACCUUUCGCCAAUGGAAGAACGAGAAGACUCACCUGCAACAGCCCUAACUCUAAACACCCACCUCUGUGCAAAUUGAAUCUAUCAAAGCACACAUGCCCAGGUUGCUUUGUGCGCUCCUGUAGUCUUCCUUGUGUUAAAGCUCACAAGCAACAAACUGGGUGUACGGGUAAGAGGCAGCGGACCCAGUUCGUUCCCCUCUCUCAAUUUGACGAUAAUCUCCUCUUAUCUGGUAACUUUUUCUCCCAAUUUUGUUCUUUGUUGUCAAAUUUCAAUACCCAUUUGGCUAUUCUGAAGAUUUGUCAUCAGUGGAUUGUGGUCACCAUUGAGGAAGUUUACUGCUUUUUUUUUUCUUGAAAUUUCGAUAUGUUUCGCCAUUUUGAAGAUGUUCGGCAAUGGUGUAUUGUAAUUAGCUUGGGGAAUUUUGCUCUUUGGUCUUCAUAUUACAGUGUUUUCUUUUGCUGGUUUGUCCAUUCCUUCGCAGUCAUGGCUGCUUUGAAGAUCUUUCUGUAUUAUAAUUUGCUCGAGGAAGUGAAGAGGGUUGCAGAAUCUGCGCAGAGAACAAGAGUUAAUUUGUGCGGGCAUUCUCAUUUUAAGAUUCCAUCCCAUCCUCGAGGCCUUAGUAAUGCUUCACAGAGUCACAGGACGAAACUCCUAUUUCUCCCCAGUGGAAUGUCGAAGAGGGAGAAAAAUAAAUCUGAAUACAACCAAAGAAUAAAUGAAAACUCAACCCUCUCAUCUGUAAUUGAGAACCAUCUAAAGCCUGGGCCAUGGAAUCAUAAGCUCAAACCGAUCUGUUGAGAGCAGCUGGACUGUCUCAAAUUUUUCAUUCGUAAAUAUCCAAAGGUAUUUCCUUUUGUUUGCUGAUUCAUAGUUGCUGACUUGUUGACAGUCAACCCUCUCAUCUGUAAUUGAGAACCAUCUAAAGCCUGGGCCAAAAGCUCAAGCCGAUCUGUUGAAAGCAGUUGGACUGUCUCAAAUUUUUCAUUUGUAAAUAUCCGAAGGUAUUUCCUUUUCUUUGCUGAUUCAUAGUUGUUGACUUGUUGACUAUGCUGAACCCAGCUUUAUUGUUGGAUUGCAUUGAGCUAGUGUUGAGGCCAUGAGCCAAAAUGCCAGCUAAGGUAUAGCACAUCAUCCAUGCACCAUUUGUUAGUUGGAUUUUUUUACUGUGGUUUAUUGUCCGUCCUCUUUGGAGAUGGUCCAUUUAUGCUAGGCACUGCUGCUGAAAUCUUUGAAAUUGAGAGGCUAGGAUUUGCUCAACUUGCAACAUGCAGUGCAUUGCCAACCAAAAAAUUAUUCUUGUCUCUUUGGUUCUCUGGUUCAAAUAAUGGUUUAUGGUGGGUAAAAUAAUUGGUCCCCCAACUGGUCUGUAAACAAAAUACCUGAAUUUACAUUUUUUUCCCCUGGAUUUGGGAAAUGAGCAUCCUGGGUUGGGACUGAAUUGGGUUAUUGGUGGAUGCUCUAUUUGGGUUUCUGUUGGCCUUCAAUUCUAUUGCACCUGUGUUACCUAUGAAAAUAAUUUUCUACUAUUCCCACCCGAACUCCAGCCAUUACCUGAUGUCUGCUCAAAUAUUUUCCACCUGUAGCAUUUCCUUGUAUAUAACUUUCCUUGCUUUAUAUUAUUAAAAACGGAAAAAAAAAAAACACUAUCAAAACAUUUUUCCCCUCGUGAACAAGAAAAAAAAUUCUAUCUGAAAAAAAAUCUAAUCCUUCCAUGUCACUAUAGGGUCCCAGGUCACCUUUCUAUGAGUUGGAUAUAAGAGCUCCAAUAAGACAUCAAUUAGCCAGUUUAGUUAUUCUGGAGUACCCUCUGAUUCAUGUUUUCCUCCCUUCACAUAGCUAUGAUUUCAAUGUCAUUAAAGAUGCCAAUCUCUGUCGUCAUCAACCAGAGCUUAAGAAGUCUGUUGCCAUUGAUCACCCAAGUCCAGAAGGCAUUUCAUUCAGGGAAGAGGAAAUAGAAGAACAUGGUGGUUCUUCAGAUCCUCAGAUUCUAAGAUCUCAUGAAGCAUGUGAAAUCGACAGAAGCUAAUAAGCCACAGUCCAUCCCCCCAGAAGAAGGAACCAGGCGAGAACAUGGAUUUUGAUUUUGAUCAAGUCUUGCUUGAUGCAUACUUUGAUAUAAUUGCUCAAAUUAAUCCUGCUGAUUUUCUUGAUUGGGAAGGUUACUUUUCCAAGGAAGUAAAAUCUAAAGAAAGAAUAGAUUGUUCAGAUCUUGGUAGAGUUUUUCCAGUGGAGGAAUUAGAGGAAGGGGAGAUUCCUGGGUGCUGAACAAUUGAAUGCUCAUUGAUCUGUUCAAGACGAAUAAGAACUCAAAAUUGAAGAAUCAUCUCCCUAUUAUUAUUUCUAAACAUUAUGAAGCGCAAAGUCCUCAAUUCUCCAUGCAUGACACAUUCCCAUUUAGAUAGAGCCUAAGGAGGCUGUGAAUUGAGUGAUUGUGGGCACUACACCUCUAUUGCUUUGUGAUCAAUGGCAAUUUUUAUGGUUGAAACUGCAGUCUCUGUUGAUGGGGUUUCUCAAGUUCUGAAACCGCCUGGCUUCUUGAUCAUCAUCGGAUUUCUUCAGAGGGCCCACACAUUGAUGUCUUGGAGCAGCAGUUACUGUAAGUUAUUUAUGGUCUUGUCAUUUUGUUUCUCUCCAGUGUCAAACUUUCUCUUCUUCCAGAAUGUUGUUACUUCAAACAAUUACUAUGAUUCAUUUAUACAUUAAUUAGCUAUAGUACCUUUUA